Messenger RNA from Schizophyllum commune H4-8, 1311 nucleotides. RefSeq lists its product as uncharacterized. The coding region runs from base 1 to 1311 and encodes 436 amino acids. NCBI's taxonomy places the organism in Eukaryota, Fungi, Basidiomycota, Agaricomycetes, Agaricales, Schizophyllaceae. The record is from RefSeq and is a predicted model, not a curated record. The transcript has 6 exons.
AUGAAAGCUGACAUGUACAAUGAGUUUGCUCCGCCUGUGCGAUGCGCAAUCGCGCAACCUACCCCCGCCGGCACAUCGGAGAAUUUCGAGGACGACGAGGACGACAUUAUUUGUCUCGGAAUGUCGUUCAAGAUCAUUCCUGGGCUCUUUCAGAAACCGGACGCCCCUCGACGACGGAUUCCUCAGGCACAGCGCCCCAACGUCGGCUGCAAAGACCGCCGGACCCCCAUGAACACGCUCACACCACAUCGUCGCUCAAUCAUGACACUCGCGGUCAACAUCCUUCGGGACAUAAUGGAGCGCACGUCGACGGUGAUAUCGGGCGACAUCGCGCUGCAGUUCUUCUCACGCAUCACACUGGACAAUCCUGUCCUUGAUUUAUACACCGAAUAUCACCAUCGAUACGCCGUCGUCAACGGCGUCAUUGCCCUUGGGUACCUCUUUCGACCACGGGUUUCCCAACCAUCGCACGUUGAGGGCGCACUCCAUCACCUAUCGUACAAUCAAGAGAAGGAUGACUAUGUCAAUAGCAUUCAUGGCGUCCGCGAUGUACUUGCUUUCACAAGUUCGUCUACUGGAGGGGUCUGCGUACGAGUCUUCAUCGUCUCCGGUUGCGCCGUUGACGCGAUUUUGUCCCAACCUCACACCAUGCAACACAACAUCAUAACCUUUCGAGCGGCGUACUCGCUCUACCCCAAGACGACGUUUGUCGACAAAAUCUCUCAUCCAGUAGACUCGCUCGAACCCAAUGUGCCGGCGAAAUACGCGGCUGAAGGGUGGACGUGCGCAAGCGAAGUUACUCGCGCGCGAUUAGCGCAUCUACCGAGAGAGCUACGAGCGAAGAGCAGAUACGUUGGCGAUGAGCAUACAUGGACUAUCGAUUUUGAUACUACACGGGACCGGCCACUGGAUCCCACGCUCUUCAACUCGUGGCACCUGCUGUGGUGGGAGAGAGAGCGUGGGCAACAAGUACUUGAACCGACGAUUGAAAGGCACGUAUACAUCGGGCCCAAGUCCUGGUUGCAAAAUCGAGUGCUUGGAGAUGUGGAUCAUAUUCGCGAGUUCACUUGCGAACUUGGUACAACGCAGUCAGAUAUUCAUCCUCAUUCAAUCGAGGAUGUACUCAAGGCCCUCAUAAGAAGCGGUGCUAAACAUUUAUUCCACGAACGCCAGCCUGCCCCAGCCAUAGUCAGGCGUAUGGAUGAUGUUGAGAUGCAUCCCAUGGUUGUCCUCGGUAUCCCGCAGCUCAUCCUCGACUCAAUCGAUGACGAUGUACCGCGGAAGACAAGGGAGGCUGAGCAACAAGAUUAA